GCAACAGUCACAGCAUUUAGUUGCAGCUUCGGGAGGGAACCGAACCCCAAGGAGAACGGCAUUAUACGGUGGGUCAUGCCGUUAAAUCACCGCCUUCGAUGCCAGUGUACCAGCAUCUACCCUGGGGGCAUGAACACGUAUACACCCGAGAGAGGGUUUGAUCCGUUUUACACCGAUCACCCUCUCUUCACAGACCUCGAUGUUGAAAUAUUCAACUACUUUGACUGUGAAAAUUGUUUCCUGACUUGUGAAAACGGAGGUACAUUCACAGACGAUCCCUGCCAUUGUUCGUGUGAACCAAACUGGACCGGCAAAACAUGUACUGAGUGUGCAUUGACUGACUGUGAGAAUGGCGGUGUGUUCGAUGAAACAAACUGCACGUGUAGAUGCCCGAAACAGUGGAAGGGAAAUACCUGUACUAAGUGUGCAUUGACUGACUGUGGUAAUGACGGUACCCGCAAUGAAACAACCUGCACGUGUACAUGCCAGAAAGAGUGGAUGGGAAAUAACUGUACUGAGCCUAGAUACUACGACUAUCAAGACUACUACGAGGCUGUUAACCGUGAGGAUGGUGUUUACACUAUUUACCCAUUGAAGUAUCCAGAAGGCCUUGAUGUAUACUGUGACAUGACCACCUGGCCAGGAUGGAUUUAUAUUCAGCAGGGGUUUCCCAGAGGCAAUUUCACCCGCGGGUGGAAUGAGUACAGAGAUGGCUUUGGUGACUUAACUAGUGGGAGCUUCUGGCUGGGAAAUGAGAAGAUCCGUCAGUUGACUGAGGGUGGCGCCGCCUCGUGGGAGAUUCAAGUCAAUGUCUUGGGUGCUUGGUAUAAGCAUCAUCAGGCUGAACUCGGUAACUUUCGCCUCUCUGGUGAUAACUACACCCUUCAUGUUGACGGUUCAAUGCAAUUUGGAGACGGUUGUGUGAUUUUAUCUGCAAACGGCAAGCCAUUCUCAACAUACGACAGAGACAACGAUGGCGACGAAGGGAUAAACUGUGCCGAGGAGUCGAAGGGAGGCUGGUGGUUUGAUGGUUGUGAUGCUGGAGGGAACGGGGGAGAGAUUAAUCUUAAUACCGAGUUCCCAACUAGUGAUUAUGGAUGUGUUUUGUGGAGAAGUUCGCUUAAAAUCAGACGCAUCGGAGAAACUCAACCACCCAAACUCUAAAACAAAGACAAAUUUACUAACGCAUCCUGAAGGUCGGGAUUCCAUGCGUUUUCAUGAGGGAGCAAACCCGCUGGAACUUUAAGAAGCGAUAAUUUUGUAAUCCAACACAAGCCCAUUUAACCCAUCAAGGCAUCCGUCUACUUUUGGAUUGCAACCAAAUAAAUCAACAUCAUAAAAGUAAAAAAGACAAGAAAAAAACAGUCUGCAAAAUAAUUCUUAACGUUCGAUGUUUUUUUUAAACAUUCAUAAUCAUGUAAAAAGUUAAUUUGUUCAUCGGGAAAAGGACAACCGGUGUCGUAAGUUACAGACGUCUCUGUAUUUGUCAAAAAAUAUUGCAUACGGAGGGAGUAAAUUUGUUGUUGACGACAAUAAUUUACAUGGUUGUUUAGUUAUUACUUAUAUCAGUUAAAAUAUAUUUGUAAAAAGAGAUGAACAUAAAGACUUUUGGGGAGUGCAACUCAACAUUUAAAAUACUAUAAUAUUACAAAUAAAAGUAAAAGUUUUGUUUCAAACUGAGGAUUAUUAUUAUUAGUAAAUCAAUCAAUUAUUUAUAUUGAUCUCUAUAAUUUUCCCAUUUUAUGUUAACCAAGAUUUUCCCCUUUUUUAAUUUUAAGGUUUGAAGGUGUGCUUAAAGUUGGUACAAAUUAUUCAAUUUAACAUUUUAACAGUUUUUUAUGUUAGUCCCCAUUUUUAGAACCCUUUUAAAGUCACCUGGAAGUGG
Molecule: messenger RNA, 1885 nt
Organism: Asterias rubens (European starfish)
Lineage: Eukaryota; Metazoa; Echinodermata; Asteroidea; Forcipulatida; Asteriidae
Product: fibrinogen-like protein 1
Exons: 7
Coding region: 76-1164 (362 amino acids)
Source: RefSeq, a predicted model, not a curated record